Molecule: messenger RNA, 8144 nt
Organism: Chelonus insularis
Lineage: Eukaryota; Metazoa; Arthropoda; Insecta; Hymenoptera; Braconidae
Gene: wb
Product: laminin subunit alpha-1-like
Exons: 17
Coding region: 247-7428 (2393 amino acids)
Biological process (GO): morphogenesis of a polarized epithelium; cell migration; animal organ morphogenesis
Cellular component (GO): laminin-332 trimer; basement membrane
Molecular function (GO): integrin binding
Source: RefSeq, a predicted model, not a curated record
CUGUGCUCCAAAGAGGUACCUUCAACAACCUCUUCCCCUUUUAACUAAUCCUCCAAAAGUAAUCCCGAUUGAAGGCUUCAGAAUAUAUCAUCGAUCAGUGAAAUAUGCUCGGAUAAAGUGAUUUACUGAAGGAAUGGGGUGUGUGGUGCAACUGUUUCAUUAAAAGAAGUGAAAAAUCAGUUAAGAAGAUGAUGAAGACGUUAUCGCGCUCAAAGAGAUGAUUGUUAAUUUGACUAUGGGGUAGCAAUGUUAUUUGGAAGUCGGACACUUAGAAUCCGGGGCAUUUUAGCCCUCGGAAUAGUGAUCCUUCUAAACUCUUUAGGAUCAUCAUCUAGCUAUGGGCAUCGUCAUUAUCAUCACCAUCAUCAUCGCCAUCAUCAUCAUCAUCAUCAUGCUAGACUUGAGUCUCAUCCAAAGCCAAAUAUCCUUUCUUCACCUCAAGGCUCACAUAACCCGAGUCAUUACAUUUCUACCGGGAAGGAAAACCACAGCGAGUCAUUUUACAAGUCGAAUAAAUGGUCUGAGAGUAAAGCAAGGAGUAAAGUGAGCCCUUGGGAUGAAGACGGUCGGUCUAAAAGGUACUCCAAGUACGUGGGUUACACGACUUCGCGGUUGACAGUAAAACAACAGCCGAUGGCCUACGUUCACAUUAAACCAGCGAUUUCGACGCCCACUAGAAGGAAGUGUGUACGAUGUAUGGUUGUGUAUAAACCCUGUCCACCGCCCCCAAAGAUUGUGCUUCCUGUUAACAGGUAUCAGGAGCCAGCGAAAAAAUGGAAAGGAUUAAUGAACGGAUGUCGAUGUAAUUCACUUGGAUCUGUUUCAUCAUCAUGUGAUAUUGUCAGUGGACAAUGUGAAUGCAAGUCCAAUGUUAUUGGAAGACAGUGUCAUCAGUGUGAGAAAGGAUACUGGGGUCUGGCAACUGGUGCAGGAUGUGCUCCUUGUAACUGUAAUAGUAUAGGAUCAUUUAAUGUAUCUUGUGAUCAAGAUUCAGGACAAUGUCAUUGUCGUCCAGGUGUUGAUGGCAUACACUGUGAUGUAUGUUUACCUGGAUAUUAUGGGUUCUCUGAAAAUGGAUGUCAAGUUUGUGAUCCUUGUGAAAAAGCUGGCCACAUUUGUGAUCCUAACACUGGUCGCUGUGUAUGUCCUUACUUAACAUUGGGAGAACACUGUGACAGAUGUAGACCUGGAUCAUAUGAUUUAAUACCAGGAAUUGGAUGCAAGCCUUGUGCAUGUUCGCCAGGAUCAAUGAAAUCUCAAUGUGAUGCUAGAGGUCAAUGUCUUUGUCGUGCAGGAUUUGAUGGUCUUCGAUGUGAUCGAUGUGCUCCAGGGUAUUAUGGAUAUCCUAAAUGUAAACCGUGCAAUUGUGAUGAAGGAGGAACUCUUAGAUGUGCUGAAGGGCUUUGCCAUUGCGAUCGUAAUGGGCAGUGUCCCUGCAAGAAAAAUGUCAUCGGAAGAAAAUGCAAUCAAUGUUUAGAUCAAACCUUUGGAUUAGACAAAAACAAUCCAGACGGUUGUACUGAAUGUUUCUGCUUUAGAAGAACAACAGAAUGUCGACAAGCGAAUCUCAGUUGGGGUUCGCGUCAUCUAUCACGUUACCGAACAGUUCGCAUUGAUGAUUCUGUUAAUGAUAUCAUCGUUGCCAACUUUGGAUAUUCCUCAGUUUUACCUAUCUUAAAUGGUGGUCUUAAUACGACGAAUGAGUUAUCCAUCAUUCCUGGUACUCAAGGUGAUGUCAUACUGCCGGCUAAUCUUUAUUACAACUAUCCGCUCUAUUGGAAACUACCUGAAUCGUUUCUGGGUGAUAAAGUAGCUUCCUACGGUGGGUUCUUAAGAUUUAAGACUUCUACCACAGGUGGAAUUCCUUUAAGAUCUAGUCUUCGAUAUCCACUUAUUCAGAUUCAAGGGAAUGAUAAAAUUAUUUUGGAGCAUUAUCAGCAGAUACCUGUUGAAGAUAAUCACUUUAAAAUUAGACUACACGAGUCUUCAUGGAAAAUUCGAAACAGGCCAGAUUACAAAGUAUCCCGAGAAAUCUUAAUGGUUGCAUUACAAAACAUUCAGCACAUCUUGUUACGAGCAUCAGAGCAUUCAAACUUUGAAGAAGCAACAUUGCUCGAGGCUUCUUUGGAUGUGGCUUCACUGACGCCUACGCAUUUGCCAUCUCUCGCUAUAGGCGUGGAAAUUUGUGAGUGUCCCGCCGAGUAUAACAAUACAUCCUGUCAAGAUCCAAGUAUUGGUUAUUAUCGAUGGCAUAAUAACGUUACGACAACUUCUACUAUCAUAAUUGACCUAGUGGGUCAAGCACAACGUUGUCAAUGUAAUGGAAGAUCCGAAAUCUGCGACAUUGAAACUGGUUAUUGUUCAAACUGUCGGGAGAAUACAGCAGGUGCACACUGUGAUGUUUGCGAAGAAAGUUUUUAUGGUCAUCCUGAUUAUAAUGGAUGCAAACCUUGUCCUUGUCCUCAUGCUGACAAAAGGUUUGCCAGCGGUUGUGAUGUUCGAGCUAAUGAGGAGCCUGUUUGUCACUGUAAACCAGGAUACACUGGUUCGAGAUGUGAGAAAUGUUCGUACGGAUAUUAUGGAUAUCCUAGUAUACCUGGUGGAGUUUGUACUCCAUGUAACUGCAACCCAGCGGGAAGUGCGAGUGAUGAAUGCGACGAAGAAACAGGACAAUGUAACUGCAGGCCAGGAUCAACAGGAAGAGAUUGUUCUCAGUGUACUGCCUCUCGUCAUGUUUUCAUUGAUAACAUCUGUACAUCAUGUAACGACAACUGUACAGGCAUUUUGCUUGAUGAUUUGGCGAUAAUGUCUGACAAAUUGGCUUCAGAAACUACUCACAUAGCUAACGGAUAUAUACCACCACCUUGGGAAGAAUUAUCUUUUAUUGAUUCCAACUUGACUGCAUUUUUCAAAGAAAUCGAGGAAAUAAAUUCAUUUAAGAAUCGCGUUAGAGAUAUUCCUUGGCAAGAGUACAAGAACAUGAUGAAAGCUGUUGAAGGAUUGCUAAAAAGUACUGUAACUUUGAGCUCAAAAGCUUGGGAUUUUAAACCCAAGUGUGAAGAUUUUAAGAAUAAUGUUUUCAGUGCCCAUGUCGAGAUAAAAAAUUUACGAGAUCUUAUCGAAGCAACUACAUCACAGCUUACUCACUAUGGAGAUGUUGUGAAAGAAGUAGAGAUUAAAAAAGCUUUAAAAGAGGCCCAAACUGUUUUAAAUUAUUUAAAACACAUCAAUUUGUCACAAAAAUCUCAAGAGUGUCAAAAACUUCUUGAAGAUGCACAAGACAAUAUUGCAUGGAUAAAUGAACAGUUUAAAGCAUUGGAACCUGUAGAAAAUUUGCGCAAAAAUAUUAGUCAUUAUGAGGUAAAAGCAACGGACUUUCAAGAAAAACUUGAAAAAACAAUGGAAAAUCUCUUUAGUUAUGACAAGUUAUAUAACGACAUUCAUAAAAAUUAUAAUGAAUCCAGAAAUCAUAUUGACGAUAGUAAUAUUUAUCAUUCUGACACAACUGGAUUGAUUGACGAAGGAACAAAGUUGAAUGAAGAGUCGAAAGGAUUCAUCAUUGAUAUUCAAAAUAACUUCCAGGACUUGCCGGAGUUGAAAAACAAGCUGGAACAUUGGUCGGAGAAACUGGAUAUUAAGGAAGAAAUUUUAUACCGUUUAAAUUAUGAAUAUGAGGAAAAGUAUGUAGUUAAAGCCGCUGGACAUGCACAGAAUUUAUCUGAUUAUGUUAAUCAAUGUAUUUCAUUAUUCGAUCGAACGCGGAAUGAUGCAGCAAAUCCUCUGAAAGCAAGUCAGGCUUAUAAAAAUAUCGUUGACAACUUAACCGAAGCCAGACACGCAGCCACUAUUGCAAAAGAAGCCGGUUGGAAUGCCUAUCAUAAAGUCUUCCCAGAUGGUCCUCAGAGUCUAUCUUUACUUGACAGUGCAGCGGAAAUAUCAGAAAAGUCUGCAAACCAGCUAGAAAAAGCCCAAGAACUUGAAGAACUGUAUAAUCUUGCAAAAAAUCAAUUACACGAUCAGAAACAAGCAGUCAUUGACUUAAAAAUGGCCUUAAACAAUACAGGAUCAAAAGAUAAUCAAAUAAAUGUUAAACUUCGAGAAAUAAACAAUGAAAGUAAUAAGUUUCGAGAAACCAUGGUAGAAGCCAAGGCUGAUCAUAAAAAAUUAUUGGAAUCAAUAAUUGAGUCUGAGAAAUUAAUAAAUGACUAUAAAGAAGGAUUAGCUAAUGAUUUAAGACCACAAUUGCAUGAAUUGAAGAGAGAAGGUGAUUCUAAAAUUAGCUUAGCCAGCGAAAAAUUAACAGAAGCUCAAAGUAACAUCAAAAAAGCUGAUGCUAAAUUAAUUAGUCUUGCACACGCUUCAGCGAAACGACAAAUUGAAUUUGAUAGAUGGAAUGAUACUCUUGGAGAAAAAAUUAAGAAAUUGAAGAAUAAAAUAAUGGAAGCAAGAAAUACAGCAGACGGAAUUCGUAUUUCUUUGAAGUCAGUAGAAGGAAAGAAAUGUAUGAGGUCUUAUCGGCCGGUAAAUCUUCAACCAUCAACCACUACAUCAAUUGUUAUCACUUUUGCUAUUACUCACCAUCGGAAAGAAGGAGCUUUGUUCUUUUUAUCUAGUAGUGUAAAUGAUGAUUUUGUAGCUCUAGAAAUGGUAGAAGGAAAAAUACGAUUUCUAUGGAAUGUUGGUGGAGGAACUGGUAUUCUUACUCAUCCAGAGGUUUUAGAAAGUGGAGAUCCUCAACAAGAUAACUUCUGGUAUCGAAUUGAAGCUGAGAGGAUUCGUCAUAUGGGUAAAUUAAGUGUUCGUAAACAAGCAUCAACUAGUGGAAAAUAUUUGCCAGUAAUUAAUUCCACAAAUUCCGAAUUCGGAAGAUUUGAUGUAAGCAGUACUGAUAGAGUCUGGAUAGGAGGAAUUCCAGGAUCUCAAAGACGUCCAUCAGAAUUACUUGCAACUAAUGGUCUUCCUGGAUGUAUUCAUCAAGUACUUCUUGAUGGCAAGCCUGUUGGACUAUGGAAUUUCAUUACUUCUGCACCAGAUAAAGCUUGUAAGGCUUGUGUUGAAGGAGUAGAAGACGCUCGAGAUGAUAUCGCUUAUAGUUUCAAUGGUGAAGGAUAUGCUGUGAGGAAUAGAGUUACUUCAGGACCUUAUAAUAAGUAUACAUUCGGUGUUUCCAUCAGCUUUAGGACCUUCGAUGAAAAUGCAUUACUGUUUCUUGCUAUCAAUCAAGAUAAUAAUCAAUAUGUCAUGAUUUUCUUACGGGAAGGAAGAGUAAUUCUUCAUAUAGGCUAUGGAGGAAAUAUUUCUAUGGAGAUGUCUUCAACUUAUAAAUAUAAUAAUGGAAAUUGGACUAAAGUUGAUGCUUUUAGACAAUAUCAAUUACGGAAAAAUAUUGAAAAAUGUAGUUUGACUGUUGGUGGAGACAACGAUAAGAGAAUUGGAGCUCCAACUCCUCAGCCGAAAAAAGAAGACAUUCCUGAUUUAGGUCAAGCUAAAUAUUACAUUGGUGGUGUUCCACCCAGUUUCAGAACGACAAAAGUUUUGUUACCUUCUCAAGUAUCAUUUUUAGGAUGCAUGUCCAACAUUAAUAUUCAAGAAGGGUACGAUCCAAUGGCCGAACUAUUUUACGGAGUAGAGCCGACGUGUGGAAAUAAGCCAAUGAGACUUGUAGGCUUUUAUGGUGAUGGUUAUCUUGAAUAUCGAUCAUUUCCGUUGAAAAAAAUUCACUCACUUAUCAAUUUUUCCUUCCGGACGAUGCAGAAGGAAGCUGCAUUGCUGUUAUCAACAUUCCAAGGACAGGAAGACCGAUUAAAUAAUAUUCACAAUGGAGAUGAGGAAACUAACAAGAAUAUGUAUUAUUCUGUAGCUAUUGUUGAAGGUCAAGUUCAGAUAAGAUUGAAUUCCGGUAAAGGGGAGUUAAUUCUUCAGUCUAAUAACACUUAUAAUGAUGGCAAAUAUCAUGUGGUAACGAUAGUAAAGAAAAGAAAAGAGAUAGAGUUACGAGUUGAUGAUGCUUAUCAAGCUAGUGGAAAAUUGCCAAGUGGAGCAGCUGUAAGAGCUCCUGAUCUUGGUGGUCUUUUCUUCGGAGGUUUACCUGCAUUGAUUAAUAACACGAAGAUGAUUGGAUCCGUUGUACCACUUUAUGGAGCUAUUAAAGAUGCUAUUUUUAAUGAUGAGAUAUUAAGGUUUGAUGAAGCUAUAACUUUCGAUCAUGCAUCUAUCGGAAGAGCUGGACCAAUAAUGGGAAAAGAUCCUCCUAGUUACAUUCCAUCUGCUUCUUUGUCACGAGGAUUAUCUACUCAACCUGAAGGAUGUCAAAAAGUUCCUUAUUACUCUUUAGAACCAGGAGCUUUGAAAUUUGGUGAUAAAUCCCAUAGCCAUACCCAACUCUACCUCAACUUUAAAAAGUUCUGGGAGAAAAAGUACAUAAUAGAGUUUGAUUUUAGAACAUAUUAUCCCAAUGGCUUAUUAUUCAUAACACCUGGAGUUAAGAGGAAGCAAUAUUUAAUGGUAAUAGUUCGAGAUAGUCAUUUGGUAUUAAUUAUGAAAAGUAAACAAAGAAAGGAAGUAGCGUUCAAGAGUCCAUUCAAUGAUGGAAACUGGCAUCAUGUUGUUAUUAACCAUGAGGAAAAAAGAUUAACGCUGGUCGUUGAUUCUCAAACUCCAAGAACGAUGAAAGUACCGAAAAAAAUUGGACUUGAAACGAUGAUGUAUAUUGGAGGACUUCCUGAGAGUGGAACACCAUUCCCGGAACAAGUUGUUGGCAAGCUGGAAACUCUAAAGGGAUGUAUAAGAGGUCUUAGAGUUAAUGGAAAUAUUUAUGAUAUGGUUGGAUCUACAAGUAGACCUUUUAAUGUUGGCCAGUGUUUUCCAAGCGUCGAGAGUGGCGCUUAUUUCCAAGACGAAGCCUAUGCUGUCUACAAAAAAAAUUUUGAACUCGGUGGAGUUAUUGAACUACAGCUAGAAUUUAGAACAUCAGAAUUAUCUGGAGUUCUAUUAUCUAUAACAGCACCGGGAGGAUCACCUUCAUUAUCAGUAGAAUUAAAUAAUGGAAAGGUGAUUAUGUCCGGAGAUCUUGGAGAUAAAAAUCCUCUGUAUGUAGAACAACACUUCCCCAAUCCUUACACGAUAUGUGACAAUAGAUGGCACAGGAUACAGGCUAUUUAUAAUGAUGAAGAGCUGGCUCUUAAAGUUGAUGAACUGGAUCAGAAAUACGGUUUGCCAGCGAAUGCUAAUGAACACUUUAUGGCAUCUACUGCUUCUAGUCCUUUAUAUAUUGGAGGCUUGCCAGCUUCAGCUCCGAAGGGAACGUUAAUUACCCGUGACCAUUUCAACGGUUGUAUAAGAAAUGUUAUGAUCGGAGGUGAAAGAAGAGAUUGGACUGACAUGGCUGAAUUACACAACAUUCAUUUAAGCUCGUGUCCUGUUCAAUAAAGCGCCAUGUAAAAUAUAAUUCUAGGAGUCUUCCAAAGACUGUUUUCUAAUACCUGACCAUGGCAAGAGUACUUUGAUAUGAAACUUGAACUCUCUAUGCCAAUUAAAAGCAUUCAAAUAAAUUUUUAAUCGAAAAAAUUAGAUAAUACAGAGAGGAAGAUUAAAUAUGAAAAGAUAUUUAAGACGUAAGACUUAACGAAGCCAAAAGAUGCUAAGCAGUAAAGAAUGAAUUCAUGUAAAAUAAAACGUUAGCAAGAAUAGAAUGUAGGAGAGAUGCAAAAUCAGUGGGAACAAGAUUACAAGUCUUAUUAAUAAUGAAGUAAAUUCAUGUAGGAGCACCAUUAUUCUACGAAAGAAAUAACUUUGACACUGCCAUUUUUAGGUUUAAUUACAAUCUCUUACCGAGAGUCUCUUAUUAAACGCCAUUGUACAUCAGUAUUUAAUCCAGGAUUAUUUAUUAAUCGAUAAAAUGGAGAAAUAAUAAUAGAAAUGAUAAAUGUACUUUAUUAAAAUACAACAAAUUCAUUAGUUCCCGGAAAAAAUGUUUUUUAUACUUUUAUAUGGGAAAGAUUUUAUAUCUGAAAACAGAUUAUUCAAUCAAGUAUUUAAUUUAAAAAUCACAUUUUUGUAAGCAUUGAGAAAAAAAUUAUUACUAAAAUAAAAGUUUAUAGUCAAUGUAAUAUUUUUAUAAGAUUUCUCAUAACUAUCAUCUAGCU